Molecule: messenger RNA, 1020 nt
Organism: Penicillium oxalicum
Lineage: Eukaryota; Fungi; Ascomycota; Eurotiomycetes; Eurotiales; Aspergillaceae
Gene: med8
Product: RNA polymerase II mediator complex subunit MED8
Exons: 2
Coding region: 1-1020 (339 amino acids)
Biological process (GO): regulation of transcription by RNA polymerase II
Cellular component (GO): core mediator complex; mediator complex
Molecular function (GO): transcription coregulator activity; RNA polymerase II cis-regulatory region sequence-specific DNA binding
Source: RefSeq, a predicted model, not a curated record
AUGGGGAUGGGCCGGACAUCCAAUCGGCGGUGGCAGGGCGCGAUGGGCUCAAACUGCGGGCCCCACCUCGAAUCCGACUGGAUCGGCAUCUCCAACUCUGAACUGAAGCCUACGGCUGCUCCAUUUCUCAUUUCACUCCGGUCCACCGCGUCAUUGCUCCGCGCCGACUUUGCGCCAUGGCUCCCCUCACCUCGGAAGAUUACAAGGUCCUCGAGCAGGCGCGACAACGUCUUGUCCAGCUCACCAGAUCUUUGGGAUCAUUGGUCUCCAGCUUGGAACAGGGCGAUCCUCUGCCACCGUGGUAGGUCAUCUCCUCCCCCCUCUCUUGACUCCUCUCAAGGCGCCUCCUUCUUUGAGUUGAUGUCCUCCAUCCAAGCGCAAGCCAACAUCAUAUCCAACAACCUCAUCAGUGUGACCGAACACCUCUCAGACCACCGGGACCUCUUGACCUCCAUUGUCGCCUACCCGGGUCCCGAAUACCCCGGGCGCACACAAGAAAAUAUGCUCCAGCAACUUUUACGCACCAAACUUGACCCGCGCGUAGACGACUGGGUCGCUCGCGGUCGUGCGAUAGGCACGGCGCCCAACACUUCCUCCGUCACCCACGCCGCCUCCUCCGGGACGAUACCGAACCCCAGCGAGGUGGCCACGACCAACACGAAACAAUUGACCGAUGCCGAACUCACUGAACUCUGGCAAUGGGCCCCCAUCGAGGCAAAUCAAGAAGCCCGACAACGGAAUUGGGGUGGGAACUACACGUUGGAAGAGCGUGAGGCGGGCAUCCAGAAUGUGGUCACCGGUCUACGGAAACCAUUGGAAGACGAUGACGGUAGCGACGACGAGGACGAGGACGAGGGCGAAGACGAUGAGGGUGAAGAUGAGAUGGAGGUCGUGGGCGUACAUCGCAAGCCCAGCGGCGGCGUCGAAUAUGAUAUUGCGCCUCACCAUGCUCAUCCCGUCACGCCCGUGGUACCGCUCGACAAGAUUCUUCGCUACAUGACCACGGGUCAUAUGCCAUGA